Molecule: messenger RNA, 105 nt
Organism: Parastagonospora nodorum SN15
Lineage: Eukaryota; Fungi; Ascomycota; Dothideomycetes; Pleosporales; Phaeosphaeriaceae
Exons: 2
Coding region: 1-105 (34 amino acids)
Source: RefSeq, a predicted model, not a curated record
AUGGGCGGAAUAUGGUCAAUCUAUGGCAUGUUGCACUGGUUCAAAGAAGAACAUAACGUUAAUCUGGCCAAAGCCAACAUAACGCUCAAAAGACAUUCUUUCUAA